AUGGAGAAACAACUGGCGCGUCACACAACAAACUCACCACAGGACACGAAUGAUGCGCCCACCAGUCACAAUGUCCAGCUGAGCCCACUCACUGAAUUAUUCUAUCGCUUUCCCAUCACGCCAGAUAGACUAACCAAUCAGCCGUUACCUGAUUGCAAAAACUUUAUCUCUUUGAGCACCAAAUGCGAUUCUUCCGGAGAUACUUACAAUGACGAGAUGGUCCAGAAGUACUUAACAUACCUUCAGGGCAAAAAGAUCCCAGCCGCCAUUGAUGGACUGGAUGUAAACUGUCCAUCGGAUAUUACAAUGCCCGACGAGGGAAGGCUAUCCAUCAGGAAUAUCCAGCUUGAGGGGACGUGCGGAGUUCGUUCGUCGAACGACGAAAAGGAACUAGGCUUGAAAAGGCAUCAUGGGGAACAAGAACUCGUCGAGGAGAGUUCCAUGCAGGAAAAUGGCAUCAAGCGCCUGAAAAAGGGCGCUUAUCGUGAGAACACUGCAGUCCUCCGGAAUUGGUUGGACACUCACCGUUCGAAUCCCUACCCCACGAAGGACGAACGCGAUAUGUUAGCUGUCCUAACUGGCCUGAGCCAACAACAGGUUUCCACGUGGUUUGCCAACGCAAGACGUCGCCUAAAGAAGCAAAAUCCACUGAUUCGCAAGACGAACAGUCUUCCCGCCACAGCUACCGUCGACAUGACACGUCUGCUCAACUGGACACAGGAGCAACUGCGUGUCAUCAACUGGUUUAAUUUCUUUACGCAGUUUUAUCAUCGGGCAUCGGGUGGCAGUCCAUCCGAGCAGACAGAGGGGUUGUCUGCCGAUUUCAAGCCCUCAACUGCACUUCCUGCUCCUUCGGAUUCCCACCAGAUAUUCGGCAGCCCGCCCGAACAGGAAGUGGCAAGAAGGAGUAACUCACCAGAGCGGGGGACCGGCAGAAGGAGCGAAGAUUCAGGAAUCCACAAGGAAACAACCGAUGCACCCAUUUGGUCUGUUGCCAAGAUAGCCUUGUCCAGUCCGCGGUCGGGGACAGGUCAAUCCUUUCGGUUAGAACCCAGCGCUACAGUCGAUAAUCUACAAAGAAGAGCCUUGGAAAAUGUUAAUUUAUAA
Messenger RNA from Dibothriocephalus latus, 1107 nucleotides. The record is from the annotation of a GenBank genome assembly. Lineage: Eukaryota; Metazoa; Platyhelminthes; Cestoda; Diphyllobothriidea; Diphyllobothriidae.